CGUCUGGUCACAUUUUGUGGAUAGUGAUGGAGAUUGGGCUCGUUUUACCUCGGCCGUAGUCCAGCUGUACCCGGAGCUGGAGGAAUCCAGCAGGGACUGGUUUUUCAGUCUCAGAAGUGCGUUUGAAGGCUCGGACACCAUCUCAAUAUCUUCUCUGGGCGAGUAUUUUCGCAGUUAUUGUCAUUAUUUGGCGUCGCUCGAGAAGCAAAGAAGCCAUCAUCCCAUGUAGCUUCAGCUUUUUUUAGUGGGUUCCCGCCCAAGUUCAGACGCGAGGUACUCAAGUAUCUUGACUUGCCAAGUCGAAGGGUUACUGUGUCUAGCCCUAUGGCUCCAGCUAAACAGGUUCUCGCACUCGGAAAUGGCGUCUGGAAGUGCAGCGAGGCCAACAAUUCACGCGCGCAGCCAUCGUGCGCCUCAGACGAUCAUUUCCCCCGCCGAUCAUACUCGUUCUGCUUCUUCUGUGGACUUUCGGGCCAUAUUCGGGCAAGCUGCCAUUCGUUCAAGCCGUAUUUAGCUUCGGGAAAGUGUCUACUCAUCGACGGCCGCGUUGUACUACCUACUGGACUGGAAAUCCCGCGCGAAGUUGCCGGACGGACUCUACGAGACCGUCUUGACAACUGGUCUCUGUUGACAAGCCAGUUCGAGACUCGUACGGGCUUGUCGCCCACUCGCUCACUCUCACCCACAGCCGCACCCUCUCGAAGCGUGUUCGACACACCGUCGUGCAUACCCGCUCAGACGAGCAUUGUAUCUACUCAGUCCCCACCUACUAUCCAGCCCGAACCAGUAGUAUUCGACCCGCCAGCCGUUCGCUCUCGUAGCUCACCGUAUGCGCAGCCACAGUCGAGGUGGCCACAUGGCCGAGGCCAAUCGCCCUCGCGUCCUCGUUCACGGUCACGCUCGCAGACUCGAACGGGUUCGUACACGCAUUUGAAAGAUAAAUUCAUACCAGUCCAGUCGUAUGCCUGCAGCUCGAAGCAGUAUCGUGCUCGAAGGUGCUUGUAUUCAUACUCGACCAGUAGCUCACUCUAUUUUUCUUCCUUGUCCUCGUCCUCGCGCUCUCGCUCACGCUCAAGGAAGGUGGAUUCACGCACCCGCUCCAAGCCGAAGCGGUCGCGCAGCCGCAGUCGCGCGCCCCGGCAUUCUCGAAGAGCGCGUUAACGCUCCAUGUCACACGAGUUCUUUUAGGUUUUUCGUUUCUUUUUUUUGAUUAUGGAUCUUACAGUAUCUGGUAUGGAUUGACCUACGUCGUUAUGCGGAAUUUUUGGUACAUUAC
This is a messenger RNA of Pisolithus orientalis, 1276 nucleotides long. RefSeq lists its product as uncharacterized. Lineage: Eukaryota; Fungi; Basidiomycota; Agaricomycetes; Boletales; Pisolithaceae. The coding region runs from base 325 to 1161 and encodes 278 amino acids. Gene Ontology annotation, molecular function: zinc ion binding; nucleic acid binding. The transcript has a single exon. The record is from RefSeq and is a predicted model, not a curated record.